AUGGCCACUGUGCUCACCUCCUUGCUCUGCCUGGGGCUGAGUCUGGGCCAGAAGAUCCACGCACAGGCAGGAACUCUUCCCAAGCCCACCAUCUGGGCUGAGCCUGGCUCUAUGAGCCCCCAAGGGAGACCUGUGAUCAUCUGGUGUCAGGGGUCCCUGGAGGCUGAGGCAUACUUUCUGUAUCGAGAGGGAGCCAGAGGGCCAUGGGGCAGACAGCUCCCACUGGGGCCCAGGAGCAAGGUCAAGUUCUUCAUUCCACGAAUGACCGUGGACUAUGCAGGGCGAGCUCACUGUUACUAUCUCAGCAACUCUGGGGCGUCAGGACACAGUGACCCCCUGGACCUGGUGAUGAUAGGGGUCUAUGGCCAACCAACGCUCUCAGCCCUGCCGAGCCCCGUGGUGACCUCAGGUGGGACUGUGACCCUUCAGUGUGGCUCUUGGGUGGGGUAUGACAGGUUCGUUCUGUCUCAGGAAGGAGAACAUGAACAGUCCUGGCUCCUGGACCCACAGCGGCGCUCCGAUGGGCUUUUCCAGGCUGAGUUCAGGUUUGACACCGUGGUCCCCAACCAGAGGUGGACAUUCAGAUGCCAUGGCUUGUACAGGAACUACUCCCAUGUCUGGUCCACACCGAGUGACUCGCUGGAUCUGCUGGUCUCAGGAUUGUAUAGGAAGCCGGAGCUUCUCCAGAGCCUGCCGAAUCACCUCUUGGUCUCGGGAGAGCACCGGACCCUCCGGUGUCUCUCUGAUGUCAGAUAUGAAAGAUUCGCUCUCUUCAAGGAGGGGGGACUUGACUUUCAACAACAGCUGGCUGUCCCCCACGGCUGGCAACCCUUGAUUGGGAUCUCUCAGGCCCACUUCCACCUGGGCAAUGUGACCCACAGCCAUGGGGGAAAGUACAGGUGCUACGGUGGAUACACCCACUCCCAUGAGUGGUCAGCUCCCAGUGAGCCCCUGGAAGUCCUGGUCACAGGAGAGCUCCCUUAUGCGCCUUCCCUCUCGGUGUGGCCAGGCCCUGCAGUGGUCUCAGGAGGAAAAGUGACCCUGCAGUGUGCAUCGUCGAACCAAGCAGACGCCUUCUUACUCUUCAAGGAGGGGGGAGAGAAGCGCCUCCUGCACCUGAUGGCCCGGCCGCAAGGCAAACAGAAACAGGCCAACUUCACCAUGAACCCUGUCACCUCAGCCCACGCAGGGACCUACAGAUGUUACGGUUCACUCAGCACGUCUCCCUACAUCUUGUCAUGGCCUAGUGGCCCUCUAGAGCUCAGGGUCUCAGGACCUCCUGUUCAAAACGGUCCAUCAUUGAAGAUGCCAGAGCCCAAGAGUGGUCCGCCUCUGCCAGAUUACAUCCUGGUGACUCUCAUUCACACGAGCCUGUCGGGCUUGCUGCUGUUGGUCACAGGGGCGCUGGUAUGUUUAGCAUGGCACAGCCAGAGAAGAAACCAAGGGGCCAAGUGA
Molecule: messenger RNA, 1455 nt
Organism: Echinops telfairi (small Madagascar hedgehog)
Lineage: Eukaryota; Metazoa; Chordata; Mammalia; Afrosoricida; Tenrecidae
Product: leukocyte immunoglobulin-like receptor subfamily A member 6
Exons: 8
Coding region: 1-1455 (484 amino acids)
Biological process (GO): cytokine-mediated signaling pathway
Molecular function (GO): inhibitory MHC class I receptor activity
Source: RefSeq, a predicted model, not a curated record